Messenger RNA from Penicillium mononematosum, 360 nucleotides. RefSeq lists its product as uncharacterized. Bases 1 to 360 code for a protein of 119 amino acids. The transcript has 2 exons. The record is from RefSeq and is a predicted model, not a curated record. NCBI's taxonomy places the organism in Eukaryota, Fungi, Ascomycota, Eurotiomycetes, Eurotiales, Aspergillaceae.
AUGGAUACCACCGAAAUUCAUAAUUGCGAGGCCAGCGCAUGGAAUGCACUUUGCCAGUCCGGAGUCGCUCUCAUCCCAUUGCUCGCAAGGGACUGCGUGAUGCUCUUCCCAGGCGGGAUGAUGCUUGCAGACGAAACUCUCCGAUCCGCUCUGUCCGGCGACGCUUUUCAACCGUGGAAAAAAUACACUAUAACUGAUGCUCGAGUGCUUCCCGUCGACAGCAAUGGAACAUGUGCACUGAUUGUGUACAGGGUAACUGCUGAACGAGAGGUGGGAGACGGAGAAGAUAAAGCGGUGUUCAAUGCUCUUUGCUCCAGCAUAUGGCGCCGUUUACUUUAUACUUAUGCGUCAGGCAGGUAA